AUGCAACCAGGGCAACUGGACUGGAAUGGACUGGACCGUGCGACGAUAGUGUAUGUGGUGGAACAGCAUACCAUCGACAAAAUAUCAGCGAUCACGAAAAAAGCGAGUGAUAUCAGAUGUCUCAACUUCCCUCCAUCCAAUGGCCACGGGAGUAGAAUCCUAUCGACAGAAUCAACUAUAACCAUUCCCCAGGAGAGGAAUGGAUCGAAUGUGAUCACCAUAAACAAAAAGCGCGGCAACAAAAACGGGGCAAACUGCACUGCGAUAUCUUGGUUUCUGUCAGCCACAAACAACUAUUGUGACCUAUCCUCCAGCUUUCAUUUCCUCGGGUCACAGGAUACCUUGAUCAAAUAUUCCAUUGAGACCGGCCGCGAAGUUGAUACGUAUCCCACAGUGCACGAAAAAAACGGGAUGACAUCAGAGCUACCGGGAUCCUAG
This is a messenger RNA of Morchella importuna, 438 nucleotides long. RefSeq lists its product as uncharacterized. The transcript has 6 exons. The coding region runs from base 1 to 438 and encodes 145 amino acids. The record is from RefSeq and is a predicted model, not a curated record. NCBI's taxonomy places the organism in Eukaryota, Fungi, Ascomycota, Pezizomycetes, Pezizales, Morchellaceae.